Molecule: messenger RNA, 453 nt
Organism: Ustilaginoidea virens
Lineage: Eukaryota; Fungi; Ascomycota; Sordariomycetes; Hypocreales; Clavicipitaceae
Exons: 1
Coding region: 1-453 (150 amino acids)
Source: RefSeq, a predicted model, not a curated record
AUGGGAUAUAGCAUCGGCGUAAAGCUAACGGCGGGGGGCGGCGUGGGCCUCUGGACUACGCAGGUGGAAGUGUCAUCCGAGUUCACCAAAGGCUGGCAAAUAUCUUCCCAGACGGCAACAACGCGCGAGAUCAUUUACCCUAUGGACCAGGGAGAUACGUGUGCCGCAACCACAGUGCAGAUCCGUGGCGAAUGUGAGGCCGAACUCGCCGAUGCACUGGUUGUCUAUCAAGACCCAAAGGGCGGACCUGGGAUACAGUAUAAGAAUGAGCGCGUCUGGACCUCAGGAUUCCUGCAUAUGUGCGAUUGGCCCGUCACUUACAGAAUAAAGGGUGUCGAUAUGGGAUCGCUAUGCACUUAUUUAAAGAAGCGCAGGAUUCCAUUGGAUAUGAUCAUGGGCACUGAUUCGUCGGGCCACGAGCCCUGGACCAUCGAGGGCUGUAUGUUUAGAUAA